AUGACCACCCCGCCUGGAAAUAUGGGUGGCUUCAACCGGGAUUAUUUGCCCACUGCUUUGGCAUUUAACAAACGUUCAGUGGCUGGAUUUGCCCUACUCUGGAACCGCUUGCUACAAGAUUUUGAAUGUGUGGUUGAACUUUUCAGAAGUCAACCAGAGGUGGCGCUAGUCGCCAAUGAGCUGAAACUUCAGCCAAGCUAUACCACACACGUUCAGGACCUCACCAGAGUUUCACUGCGAGUCUCAAGAGUCAAGAGUCAACAUUGA
Paracoccidioides brasiliensis Pb18 is the source of this 267-nucleotide messenger RNA. RefSeq lists its product as uncharacterized. Bases 1 to 267 code for a protein of 88 amino acids. The transcript has a single exon. The record is from RefSeq and is a predicted model, not a curated record.